This is a messenger RNA of Carica papaya (papaya), 2141 nucleotides long. RefSeq names its product 16S rRNA processing protein RimM family. Lineage: Eukaryota; Viridiplantae; Streptophyta; Magnoliopsida; Brassicales; Caricaceae. The record is from RefSeq and is a predicted model, not a curated record. Gene Ontology annotation, biological process: rRNA processing; UDP-N-acetylglucosamine biosynthetic process. Gene Ontology annotation, cellular component: ribosome. Gene Ontology annotation, molecular function: UDP-N-acetylglucosamine diphosphorylase activity; ribosome binding.
GAAUUAUCAUGAUGCUCUGGUUCACUGUCUACUAGAGAGACUAACUAAACUGAACAGGGAAGAAGCCAUGCACGGAAAUCCGCUUCUUUAUUCCUCAAAUCCAAUUUCUCAGUGUCCUCUUUCUCUCUUUAUCCGCCAUCGUUUAAUAUCUCCAUUUCGAUGGGAAGUUUCUGGCUUAGCUUCAGUUUCAUCUUCCUCGCGAGUUCAGUGGCCGUUGAAUUUCCCGCAAACUUACCGGAACGCGCUCUGUCAUCUACACAGCACUGCUAGUCAAGAGAUUGUUGAAACCAGCAACAGUGGAUCUGGGUAUGUUGAAAUUGGCUUCUUGUCCUCUGUUCAUGGACUCCAGGGAGAUGUUUGUGUAAAACCAAGCACUGAUUUUCCUGAGUUACGAUUUUCCACUCCUGGGAGAAGAUGGUUAAGGCAACAAGUUUCAGGAAGGGAAACAAUUCAAGAAGUAGAGCUGGGUGAGGGAAGGGAACAUCCUGGAAAGAAGAGUUGGAUACUUAAGAUCAAAGGAAUUGAUACCGUGGAGCAGGCCAAACAGCUUGUUGGUUCAACUCUACUUGCUACAGAAGAAGACAGACCAGAAUUGGAAGAAGGAGAAUUCUACACUCGUGAUCUUAUUGGCAUGAGAGUUAUUCUCAAGGAAACUGGGGAGCUUGUUGGAACUGUUGUUAAUGUUUUCAACAGUGGGGCCAGUGAUCUUUUACAAGUUAUGCUUGUCUCAUUUAUUGAUAUGCCUAAUGGCAGUGCAAAACCAGAGGUUGCCAGUAACGGUCAAAGUGGUUCCCUUGUAUGGGUUCCAUUUGUUGAAGCAAUUGUUCCAGAUGUUGAUUUAAGGAGAAGAGAGUUGAAAAUUACACCUCCAAAGGGACUCCUUGAGUUAAACUUACGAUGUGAUGAGAGGUCCAAAAAAGAACGGCGGCAGCUUGCGUGGAAAGAACGAAAGAAGUUGCAAAAGCGCCUUGUGGCAGCAAAAAGGAAACUUUAUGAACUGGGCCAACAACAUGUAUUUCAUGGGUUUGCUUCUGGAGAGAAAUCCCAAAGGAGUUCACUUACAGAGCAGAUUAUUGUUAUUAAUACCAAAUUGUUUCAACAGGCAUUACAAAAUAUUGAGAUAUUUUCAAGAAGAUGGAAUGUAACUGAGCAAAUGAAUGAGGCAAGAGCGAAGCUACUACAUACAUUGAAGAUAUCAGAGGAUUGCUUCAUUCAUUCUGCAAAUGAAUGUAUGCUGCAAGAGAAUUGCAUUUUGCAACAGAGGGGGCUAUUUUUUUUGUCUAAAGGCAAACUUGCCUUUUGUUUAGUCAUAAAUGAUAUACAGAAAAGCACAGAGAAUUCAUCAUUGCCUCUCCUUCAGAAGUUACUAUGUGAUGAUCAUAGGUUUGGGAAGAAAGAAGACCGUCAUUCUGUUCCACUUGUCUUGGUUUGCCCAACGCAUGCAAUUGAGCCUCUUCAGAAAUUAUUUUUAGAUCACGAUCACUUUGCCUUUAACUCACAGAAGGUCUGGUUCUUGGAGGAAGAGAAACUUCCCAUUGUUAGUAAUUCACUUGAAGAGCAGAAAAAGCACAAGAUUUUACUCGAAUCACGCUGGCAAAUACUGCAAUCCCCUGUUGGGUCUGGUGGGGUAAUUAGCUCGCUUUCAUCACAGGGCAUUCUGGAGGAUCUUGCUGUAAUGGGAGUAGAGUAUAUCCAGAUAUUCAACGCAAACACAAGAUAUGUCGGUAACAAUUCAGUGCUGCUUGGGUUUGUUGACUCGCAAGAGGUGGAAAUUGGCAUCCAAAUUUACAAAGAUGCAGAAGAUAUGGAGGAAAGUUAUAACAUGAUUUUCCACAUGAACACACUAAAGAAGCUGACGAAGCAGCUCGAUAAACUUAGAUUCUAUCCCGUCCCGAAGUUGAAUUCAUAUGUUGAGAAAGCUGGUAAGGAUUGGAUCAGUGUAGUCCCUUCUUUUCCAAACUCAUAUGAGCUUCGAUCUUCCAUUUACAGUUGCUUAAAUUCCUGGCCUUCUGAUAAGAUUUGCUUAAUGGAAAUCACGCAAUAAUAUAUGCUACUCCGAGUGUGGCGUUAAGUUCAUUGUGUCAUUUUCUUUUUGGUGUUUGUAAAUCUUACUUUUGAAUCAUUCAGGAAAAUAUUUUGUA